CUGCGCAGAUUACUAAUGUCUGUUUAAAGAUGGCGACUUACUUGAACUGAAGGGGCAAAUGCGUUCUGCAAGAGCAUAAAUCCUACGAACUAAAGGCGAUUUCUUUAUAUAAACAGAAUGGUUUUAAAAAACGUUUUACGAUCUACGGCGUUGGGUUUACAGACAUGGAGUGUAUUUUCAGGCGCGAGGCAGAGCAGUAUUGCCUUACCUGCUUUCAGGCAGUCUAAAUGCAGCUCUUUUUCGAACUGGACGUUAACACGUAAUUGUAAAGGUGAUGAAACCCUUCCAAACCAACCAGUGAGGCAGUAUGCACGACCCUCUAGAAAGAAACAAGAAUUCCCAAGUCAGCUUCAAGACCUGCAUCCAUCCAUGCUGAAGCAUGAAUAUGCAUCUGUCCCACUUGCUCAAUCGAUUGACGAUGUGGUGAAGAAACUGCUUACACUGGAGUUUGCAAAUCAUAGUGAAAAAAUGCGUUUGAAAGAGGAACAGCUUAUUGCCAAAGUUCAGAGGGAUGAGAAUGACCGCAGCUCGACAGAAGUCAAAGUGGCGAUUAUGACAGCACGUAUUCGCAACAUCCAGGAGCACUUGCACAAACACCCCAAGGAUAAAGCCAACAAAAGAUUGAUGCUCAUGACCAUCGACAGCAGGAAGAAAAAGUUGAAGUUUCUGAGAAGGACCCGGUAUGAUUCCUUCACGAAGGUGUGUCAAGAGCUCGGAAUCACAUACACGUUCCCUCCCGAAUACUAUCGGCGGGUCACCCGACGUUGGCUGGCCAAAAAGGCCUUUUGCAAUAAGGUCUUUAAAGAGGUGCAGAAACAAAAAGCCGAGCAGAGAGAGAAGCAGAGAGCAGCUGAGGCUAAGGAAAAGGAGCCAACAUCCUCUACAGAACCACAAGGAACUGCCCUUUAGAGACCUUCAGCGAGCCAGGAACUUGUGCUGACAAGUUCAGAAGAACAAUCUGAUAUGUCCUCUUUUGAUUCAUAUGUGACAUUCAAAGAAAAAUAAAACAGAAACAUCAUGGUCCGCAUCAGAGUAUCUGUAUUAUUGUUUUUCAAUGGUAAAACAUGCUAAUUUCUCUGAAGUCUGUUAUAGCUGCACCAAAUAAAAGAUCUUAAAAUUG
Molecule: messenger RNA, 1120 nt
Organism: Megalobrama amblycephala (Wuchang bream)
Lineage: Eukaryota; Metazoa; Chordata; Actinopteri; Cypriniformes; Xenocyprididae
Gene: mrps15
Product: mitochondrial ribosomal protein S15
Exons: 8
Coding region: 118-909 (263 amino acids)
Biological process (GO): translation
Cellular component (GO): ribosome
Molecular function (GO): structural constituent of ribosome
Source: RefSeq, a predicted model, not a curated record